Molecule: messenger RNA, 5986 nt
Organism: Lymnaea stagnalis (great pond snail)
Lineage: Eukaryota; Metazoa; Mollusca; Gastropoda; Lymnaeidae
Source: the annotation of a GenBank genome assembly
AUGAUAAAGACAUGUGAAUUUUUAGAGAUCUAAAGAAUUUUUGGCAAUAAAUAUGUUACUAAAAUGUAAUUUGAAUAAACAAAGCAAAGAAUCGACGUAAAGUAUACCAGACAGACUAUAAUUAUGUAAUGUAGAUGGCGCUUUCAUCGGAGGAAGUAACAACAGUCUGAAGGUGACCGUAGAUACAACCUGACCGGGAUUGUGUCACCGUGCGUUCUUGUACCUGUCCUUUUCCUUAUCGAACAAGUCCGAAGACAUUUGGGUCUCUGAUAACCAUGAAGGCUUCACAACAUAUCUUGGCAUGUCUCAUCUUAAUUGCUAUUGCAAUCAAAGAAGGUAAGGAACUUAUAUUUAAACCUCGUUGUCCCCUCGUCCAAUAUUAUUAUUAUAUAGAAUUAUAUAGAGCCCACUUUUCUCGUACCAACUCAAUAGUCAAGUCAAUGGUAUAGAGUAUAGGCAUAGGGCUAGUAUAGGGGUUUGAGACAGAUCUCGAUUGUGACCCGAUUGUCUGUAGGCUGUAGGUCAUUGUAGGCUAGAUACUAAAUGCUUGUGAUAAGAUCUGCACAUUAUAUAUUUAAUAAUCUUUUAAUCAUUGUCUCACUAGUCAUGAACCACUUGUAUUCCAAUCGCAAAUCCUGGAUAGAUCUUUUCAAUUUUUAGGGCCCCAGUUCAUCAAAGCAAUUUUUCUUUGGUCAUUUAAACUAAUUUGGGCUUAACCACGAUCAUCAACCUGACCUAAUUGAAAUAAACAAGUAGGUAGUUGAUUGCACUAUAGUAGAUACUUUGGUCAAAAAUGUAAACAUUUUUUAAAAAUAAACCAAUGGCACAGUUGAAUAGAGCUAAUUUUAAACAUAAUUAUAACACCAAAAUCAUAUUUUUAGCUGUUGUAGUUGUAAAGUUAUGAAUUUUUAAAGUAAGACUUGGUUUGUCAUUUUUUAACAUAGACUGCAUCUCCACAUUCUGUGACCUCAUUCCACUGAUCGCGUCAUGCGCAAUGACUAUAUAGUUUAUAUAAGGCAAAGCAUUCCCUUAUCACUAAAAUACUGUUUAGGGUCGACUUAUUUUAAACUUUCAACUUUGGCACAUGAAUAAUUAAUAAAAGCUUUCCCUGACCAAUGGUUUAAUAGCUUUUGCACACAGCAAACUCUUAUGAAUGAAACUCUGAGAUAGUACUACAACGUAGCCGUUAUGCAAGUGGCUGUGAAUGGUUGCCAAUGACAACGUGUUGCACACGGAAAAUUCUGAUCAUUUAUAUUAUGGACUCUGCAGGGUUUUUAAAGCUCAAAUUAAAACAUUUCCAGUUUAAAUGUCUUCAAAAUGCAUUCUGAAACACAAAAUAUAAAAUAUUUUGAUGUAUAUAGUGGUAAUAAUUAAAUAUUUCCUAAGUAUCGGCAACUUCCGCCAUUAAAAAGGGGGCGUGGCCCACGCCAUGGCGAAAUUAGGCUGAGCCACUUUAUGGUGAUAUGGGUCACUGUGACAAGUGUAACAAACGUGGGACACGACCUACAUCAAUGAAACUUGGCACAGAUAUAGAUCAAUAUCUAAUGCUCAUACAGAUUUAAUAAAAAAGGACCUUAUCUUAUUAUUUCACAAAAAAUUUUGUAUGCGAAGAUGCCUUAUAUAUACCAAAGAUUUUCAAAAUAAAGGUCGAUUGAAAAAAGCAAAAUAACUGGCUAGAAAUGUAGGCCAAGAUGUCUUCCAAAUUAUAAGGCCGGAAACGGAACUCAAAUAUAUGUGGAAAGAACUAAUUUAAUAAUAAAUAGACACACAUCGGAAAAUUAAAAACUCGGAUUUUUCGGCGCCGACGCCCAUUUCCGAUACAAAAAAAAUAGUAGUCUCCCUUGUUUCAUCGAAGUAUCUACACUAUAGAGGCUUGGGGGGGGGGGGGCACUACUGGAGUUUCCAUUGACCACUCACUGUAUUAUGUGGGUACCGGUAUGGUUUUAAUUUGUGAUUUUGACUCAUUCUAAUUAAGUAUGUAGGCCUAGCUAUUGUAGCAUAUCAGUGAGUUCAGAAGCUUUGCCGUACUGAGUAUAGACUAUAGAGUAGAGAAACUUACUUUUCACUCUUAUAAUAAAGCCUACUUGUUGUGAUUUGAUUAGUACUAGCAGUACAUGAGAGCUGUUAAGAUAAUGUAAGUAGCUAGUGGGUUUGGUUCUAUUUGUUAUAUAUUUUUUUUUUUUUUUUUUUUUUUUUGGGGGGGGGUUUUUUUAAUAAGUUUUUUUUUAAUUUUUUUUUUUUUUUUUUUUUUUUUUUUUUUUUUUUUUUUUUUUUUUUGGGGGGGGUGUCUUAAAUAAGUCUUAUUACAAGUUUUACUUUGCAUUUUCUUUUUUCAAUGGAUUACAGGUACUGAGAAUUCUAGUCUAUUCCACUCCUGUGCCACUUAACUUUACUGUCAAUACAGAAGUUAAUUUAUCGAUUACUAUUGGAUGUAAUUUAAGUAAUUGUCAGCAAUUUUGUUACUUUUGAUAUGUGUAAGUUUGAUAUGUUUUAGUCACUUCAAAUCAUAUGUUCAUUUUCAGGACUGUCUCUUACAUGUUACAGUUGUAACAGUGAGGUUCAAAAGGAACUCUGCCUUACCCCUAGUGCCCAAACUCCAGUAAUUGACUGUGUGGGUAACCAGACUAUGUGCAGGAAAAUUGAACAACAGAGUAAGUAUAAUUUAACCAGUUGAAUUCCGUGUUUGCCAAAUGUGACCAGUAUUGAAUGAACCCAGUAACAACCAAAUCCAUCCACUUGAUGCUGUUCACAUAUUGCAGACAUGGUUACUUUUAUUAAGUUUUUUUGCACAAUAUGUGAUUUUUGAAUGAUUUUUACAAUUGUACGCAGAGACCUGUCAAAAUUAGAAUUUUAAGAGUGUGGGUUGAAAUAAAAUAUUUCAUUAGUUUUUCUUAUUUACAAAAAUUCAUUUUGGGUUUUAUAACGUUAUGCCUGGAGAGGGAGGGGGUGGUGUUAACUUACAAGGGUGUGCAUGGGACUGUGUUUAUUUAUUAUUAAAUUAUAUCAUACGAUUUCAGUUGGUUAAUUACUAUUCUGGGAUGAUAAUGUGCUACUUUUGUAGUUCCAGUGUUACCAGGUUUGAAUGUUGCUUUAUAAAAAGCUGAGGUCUUGCAAGGGAGAUUAUUUCUGAAUAUUUUUAUCAAACAGGGUUCAUUUGCUAGGAUCAUGAGUAGUCAAGUACCAGAUACUUCAUUUUGUAAUUUGACAUUUAGUAGUUAACUUAACAAAAGCAUUAGGAAAUUAUGUAAUUGAACACAUAAAUUAUACCAGUUAUGAAUGUGAAUCAAUUUUUUUAAUAUAAAUAUAUUACAAAGUUGGGUUGUUUUAAAUUCUGUGUUGCUCUUCUUUGGCUGAGGUUUAGGUUGUUGAAAGUGUUAAGUUAUAGGUUAAAUUUAAUUAGGUCUGUAAAGUCUAAAACCUUGAAAUAUUUUUUUCAAAUUUAUUUCUAGUAUAGUUGCAGAAAUGCAAUAAAUGCAAAAGUUAAGUAGGUUGAGCUAUACUGCAUACUACAAUGGCCAUUAUAGCAAAUUAGAGGUUAUUGGCAACUACUUAGAGCUUAUAUUUAUUUUAAUUCUUUGCAGUUUACUACAAUGGAGAAGACCACACUAGAGUUCUUCGCCAGUGUGCAACACGGGGUAAUGUUGGAGACUGUCUGGAACGUACUGGAACGUACCGUUACAAAUCCUGGUACUGCAACUGCAACGGUAAUAAUUGCAAUGCUUCUGAGAGAGUUGCACUGUCUUUUUCCUUGACAUUUGGACUGAUUUUAAGUGUCUUUGGUCUAAGAAAGCUUUUGUGAGAUGUAAUGACACAAGUAUGAGUGUUGGGUAACAAAUUUGGAUUGUAAUUUGCAUUUGAACCCUUUUUGGGGUGCAUUUAAGGUGCCCUUGAAUGCAAAGGGGGUUGCUUUUUUUUACUUUUGUAAGUGUGAAGCCAGUGACAUGAAAUUUGUAUCACUUCUUAAAAAAGAAAAUUUAAAUUAAAAACAAGAAAGAUUUUUCAAGGUAAUUUAGUAGUUAUAUCAACUUUAAGAAUGUUUUUUCUUGUCAAUGAACAAUUUAACUGCCCUGUUUUACAUUUGCUUAACUUUGGUUUUAAAUGAUUAUAUCAUGAAUCUCAGUUUUGUGCUUCAUAAUAAAUUUCAGUUCAACUCAAAAUGUUUGGUUAUAUUUUUUCUUAACCAGACAAAAUUUUAAUUAACUUUUUUUUAAACAUUCCCAAAUAUGUCUAUUGUAUUGUAUAAUAAAUAAUGGUGAUCAUAUUAAUACAUACAUGUGUGUGCAUUUUUCAACUUACGAGAAAAAUAUGGUCUUAGCCACCCUCUUGAUCUGGAAUUUCUGACUUCUAAUUUCUUGUGUACUGUUGGAUAUACAUUUUGAUGUAAGAUGCUCAUAGUAAUAGCUUUUGAGCAUUUCGAAACAGUGAGGUUGUAUUUUUUUUUGUUAGCUAAUAUGACUUAUGUCAAAGUAAUUUAUUAACUCAUUCCCGACGGUUGCGACUAAAUGCGUUCUCUGGGGGUUCCUCCUGAUGCAUCCUGGCGGUAAGCGACACGCCUCUCUUUUUUAGUACAGCGUGUCUACAUGUAGUAUGUGUUCGUCAUGGGUGCCGAAAAUCUUUUUUUUCUUUUUUUUUUGCCAAUGUUCAUUUUUUUUUCUCCACUAAUGUUAUAUUUACAUUAAACCUUAUUUAUUUUUUGUUGUAUUUGUUCUUUAUUCAUUAAAUAAUAUUUAGCUACUUAAAAAGAUAUUCUAAAAAUGUAAAUCGAUUUCAAAUCUGAGUUGCUUCCCUUUUCUCUGGAAAAUAAAUUAAGUCGGGAAGUAGCACUGCCGGAGGGAAUGAGUUAAAUACUGGGGGUGCUUGAAGUACUUAUUUCUCAAGUUUUUUAAAAGUAUAAUUUGCAUCUUCAAGUUGGUACUGUACUUCACAACUCACUUAAAGAUUAUCCAUAAGUACCAUCGCAAUGUUUAUUUUUUCUGCAUUUAUGCUCCGUGCUACAUGUGGUUUUCAAAAAAAAAUUACAUAAGAUUUUGAUGUACCGGUACUUUAACAGCACAAAUUCAAAUGUAAAUUUAUUUGGAAAUUUUAGUGACUCUUUUCAUGUACCCAUAAGUUACCUCCAGUUUACUUUUUAAGUUUAAGCUUUGCUCCUGCAAUCAGUAUUUAGUUAUUCAAGAAUAGUAUUUUUCUAUGAAUCACUCAAAAUUAAAUCUGUAUAUAAUUACAAAUGUCCAUUCUCACCUUGAUUUUCUUUUUUUUUAAUGGCAAUCGUUGGAGUUAAUUUUAUGUAUAUUUUACAAAUCUGCUUCGGAAUGAUGCCUACCAGUUUGGAAACUGCAUUUAUUUCAAAUAUUCUGUUACUAAUCAGCGUUUAGAAAUUUUACUUUUUGUCUAGUUCACACUGACUUUCUUGUUAAUUACUACACAUUUUAAAGUUAGUGUCUCCUAGUCGAUGUACUUACAAUGCUUUCUAUCAAAAGUGUAUGUCAAAUUUUUAGUUGAUAUAUAACAGAUGUAAGAUGUACAUACUGUUCUGUCUAGAUUUAUGUUCUUGUUAGUAUUCAUAGUAUAGUUGUUUUCUUUAAGACAUAUAUGCACAAAUAAGAAUGGAUAUUUGAGCUGAGUGGUAGAGUGUACUGUAUUCACUUUCAAAUUGUUUGUGGUCCAUACUUUUUUUAUGUCAUCAAAUAAACAGGAAAUUUAUAAAGGAUUAUUAUUGCUUUUUCUUGUGUUUUUAACAAUGGUGUGAACAUCACAGGAGCAGUACUAGCUACAUCAUGCUGUGUGGGUAUAAUUGCUAACCAGCUUUCUCAAUAGACUGUCAAAACAUGUUGAAAGUAUUUCGGGGAUACAUAUUGAGCAGUUGCUUCAUGACUUGAAAAUGCUACCAGUUUUAGUCUUGCAUUAGAUGAAUCCUGUGAUGUUACUAUCACUAACACCGUCCAACUUAUUGUUUUGGUUAGAAUUGACAAGAAAUGUGGAUUUAAAG